UUUUAGAUUCGCUUUUAGGGUAGUCAGUAUGGAGGGACACAAGGUUGAGUUAAUCUCAGGCGGACUGUCUCCUGUCCUUUCUGCACCCAUGCCCGAAUCUUACUGAUUUACCCAAAGCCAUUCUUCCACUUCGACUUCAGUUGUAAAUAGAAAAUGGCCAUUCUGAAAAUCAAGUUCAACUUACAGAAACGAGUCAAGUUGGCUCAGGGGCUGUGGCUCCUGAACUGGUUCUGUGUAUUGGCAGGAAUUGUUAUCUUUGGAAUGGGUUUGUUCCUGAAGAUCGAGCUCAGGAAACGAAGCGAGGUGAUGGACAAUGAGGAGAGCCAUCUGGUACCCAAUUCCCUGAUCCUGGUGGGCAUCCUAGCCUGCGCCAUCAACUGCUUUGGGGGCAAGUUCUGCUACGAUUCCCUCGAUCCGGCCAAGUACGCCCGGUGGAAAUCUCUCCUCAAGUUCUACCUGGCCGCCUGUUUGUUUUUCACUUUCCUGACCUUCCUCACUGUGCUGUUGUGUUUUCUAAUGAAGUUUUAUCUGGAGGAUACUCUGGCCAAGGGGCUGAAGAACGGUAUGAAAUAUUACCGAGACACCGACACGCCAGGUCGUUGCUUCAUGAAGAAAACCAUCGAUCAGCUUCAGAUCGAAUUUCGCUGCUGUGGAAACAAUGGAUUCCGAGAUUGGUUUGAAAUCCAGUGGAUCAGCAACAGAUACCUGGACUUCAGCUCCAAGGAGGUGAAGGACCGUGUUAAGAGCAAUGUUGAUGGAAAAUACCUGACGGACGGGGUCCCAUUCAGCUGCUGCAAUCCGGGCUCCCCUCGACCCUGUAUCCAGCAGCAGAUCACCAACAAUUCAGCCCAUUACAGCUACGAAUUCCUGACCGAAGAGCUGAACCUCUGGACUCGAGGUUGCAAGCAAGCCCUCCUCAACUAUUACACUAACAUGAUGCAGUCUAUGGGAGCACUGGUCUUAUUCGUUUGGACACUAGAGUUGGCUGUGAUGGUUGGAGUCCAAUAUUUGCACACAUCCCUGGAUAGCAUUGCAAAUCCUGAAGACCCCGAGUGCGAGAGUGAGGGUUGGUUAAUGGAGAAAGGCCUGAAGGAAACAAUUAAAUCUCUGCUGGAAAGCAUUAAAGAGUUAGGUAAGUUCAAUCAGGUAGCAACAGCUGAAGAGGGGAAAAAUGAAGAGGCCACAACUGUCACCACAGUCAGCUGAAGAGACUGAAAAAAACCACUGGGGUGGUGGGAAAAGAAAAUUUGGACUCAGAAGGAAAUGAAAAUUAAAUACAAUACAAAGUACAAUACAAAACCAGAUAAAUAAUUCCCUUUACUGUAUAAUAUGUAAUGCAUGUACCCUAAAAAGGAUUUUAUUCUCCUGUAUUUUAUAUUUGUAACCCAUCAGAUUAAGUAAUCCAUCUACCAUCGAUCAUAUUAUGUAAUUCAUCUAUUUACACCUGGAUUGUCAACUUAAAUGAUGUUAAAGUAAUUUUGACAAUAAUGCACGAUUCAAUCAGCAGGAAUCUUCUUCCAUGCUUUGUACCACAUAAAGUGGUAAAUAUAACAAAUGUAUUGUGUCUGAAUCUGGAAAUAGGGAUUGUGUGACAACAGUACUUAUGUAAACCACUCCUGCCAUCUUUAAUGUAGCUCAAAUGCUAUGUGAAGUUAUAUAGUAUAUAUGCUGUUACAACAUAGGGUUCAAUAUUAAAAGCAUCUUCCAAGAAAAA
This is a messenger RNA of Carcharodon carcharias (great white shark), 1714 nucleotides long. RefSeq names its product peripherin-2-like. The record is from RefSeq and is a predicted model, not a curated record. Lineage: Eukaryota; Metazoa; Chordata; Chondrichthyes; Lamniformes; Lamnidae. Bases 154 to 1206 code for a protein of 350 amino acids. Gene Ontology annotation, cellular component: membrane. Gene Ontology annotation, biological process: visual perception. The transcript is spliced from 3 exons.